AUGGCGGUAGAGGUCUCCUCGCCCGUGUCCGCGCUCGCCGCGUCGCUGCCAUGGCCCCUACGCGUCCUCCUCCCCCUCCUGGUGGCGCUGGUGGGCUACUGCGCCUACAGCUACUUUCUGCACCCACUCGCUCGCUACCCGGGACCGCUCAGUGCUCGUCUUGGGCUGCCCAUCUGGCGCUUCCACCACUGCUGGACGCGCGACUACGCCUUUGCCCUCCACGCCGAGCACAAGCGUCACGGUCCCGUCGUGCGCAUCGGACCUAACCACCUCUCCUUUUCGGACCCGGAAGCCAUCGCCUGCAUCUACUCGGCGUCGGGCGGUCUGUCGUCCAAGUUCGUCAAAACCGCCUUCUACCGCGCCUUCCAGGUCUUCAAGGACUCGCCCUCGAUCUUCUCGGAGCGCAACCCCGAAGUCCACGCCAAGAGGAAGAGGGCAAUCGCCCCGGCCUACAGCAUUGGUGCGCUGGGCCAGCUCGAGGAGUACGUCGAGCUGGUCGCCGACCAGCUAGUCGACCGCAUCGCUACCGACGCCACGCCCAAGGGCGGACCCAUCAAGCUCGACAGGUACUUUUCCUGCCUGGCCAUGGACGUGAUCGGCGAGAUUGCCUUUGGCGAAUCCUUCGGCCUGCUCCAUGGCGACAUCAACGACGCGCAGAGGUCGCACUUUUUCGCCGGCGUGCUGAACCUGUCGCAGUGGGGCGCCAUCGCUGGCUGCCUCCCUUGGAUCUCUCACCUGAUCCUCAAGGCUAUGCCGCGCAUCACUGGUGAGCCCGGCGGCUGGGUCAUUGGCGCGGCCACCAAGUCCCGCAUCGACAAGCGCUACGAGGACGAAAGGACCGGUCUGUCAUCGGCGCGUCCCGACAUGCUCUCCAAGUUCAUGGCGGCCAAGCAUCCGGACUCGCGCAAGCAGUACAGCCAGCGCGAAGUGCUCUUCACCGCCACCUCGGUGAUCGCUGCGGGCGCCGACACCACCUCGACUACGCUGUCCAUCUUCUUCGGCUACCUCGCCGCCCACCCCGAGUGCUAUGCCAAAUUGCAGGCCGAGGUCGACGCCGCGUGGCAGGACGGGACCUUGACGAGCCCGAUCAAGUACAAGGAGGCGGUAGAGCUGCCUUACCUGCAGGCCUGCCUCAAGGAGGUGCUCCGUCUCCACCCGCCGAUUUCGAUGGACCUGCCGCGCUGCGUUCCUCCCGGUGGCGCCAUGAUCGCUGGCCGCUUCAUUCCUGAAGGCACCACGGUCGGCAUGUCGCCCUACGUCGUGCACCACAACCCGGACGCCUUCGGUCAGGACUGCGACGCGUUCCGACCGGAGCGCUGGAUCGAUGCGACCGACGACGAGAAAAAGAGGAUGGACAGGUACAACCUCACCUUUGGCGGCGGCUCGAGGACGUGCAUCGGCAAGAACAUCUCGCUCAUGGAGGUCUCCAAGAUUGUGCCCGAGCUCGUCACGCGCUUCAGCUUCAAGGUGCCCGGCUACAAGGCGCUCGAAAAGGGCAAGGUGCCGUUCGAGAGGAAGAGCGCCUGGUUCCUCGAGGCUCAUGAUCUCGUCCUCGAAGUGACGCCGCGCAGCUGA
Molecule: messenger RNA, 1575 nt
Organism: Pseudozyma flocculosa PF-1
Lineage: Eukaryota; Fungi; Basidiomycota; Ustilaginomycetes; Ustilaginales; Ustilaginaceae
Exons: 3
Coding region: 1-1575 (524 amino acids)
Molecular function (GO): iron ion binding; monooxygenase activity; oxidoreductase activity, acting on paired donors, with incorporation or reduction of molecular oxygen
Source: RefSeq, a predicted model, not a curated record